UUUUUUUUUCUUGUGAAAUUGAUCUGAACCUCAAAAUCAAAUCAUAAUUUUGCCAUAUUUAAAGCUGGCACCUACCAUGCACCAAUCUUUUAGGAUUUGCAAAAUCCUAAACACACCAUCCUUUCCUUGGUCUAGGUUGUCCUCAAUCUUCGUUCGCUCGUCUAGUCUCCCUCCAUGUCAUCUCCACAACUCCUCGUGUAUUGUGUUUGCCGGCUUUGGGACAAUACCCAAUUCGCCGCCAACAAAAUGAGGUAAUAUCUGUAAACAUGGGCAAAGGUUCUAUCUUCCUUAUGCCCAGAACCAUGUUUCUCUGAAGUUCCAAGCUUUCUAUCUCCUACUUCUCCUUUCUGCACUAGAUAAAUGAUAUCUGUUGUUGUUUGUUUGUACUCUGUAUUGAUCUCUUAGAAGGGUAGGAAGAAAAAAAAAAAAUCGAUAUUUUUUUUUAUUUUUUAUUUUUUUUGGGUGGAAAACUGCAAAGGGGGGUGGGGAUAAAUCUAAGUUCAUGGCAGGAUGUUCAAUCUUAGAAAAUAGGUCUGAUUCGAGUUGCAUAACAACUGAGGAUGGUUGUUCGAGUAAUGGUUGUUGCUCAGAUAUUGAUCAUGCUGUUAAGGUCAGAAUUGGUGAAUCUGAUGAUCUUGUGGUAAAGCAAAGAUCCCUUUUUUAUCUGUUUCUUUCUUGUUUCUUAAAGGAGUUUUCUAGUAGGGGUUCUGUUAGGCCUAUGCCGGCAAUGCUUGGUGAUGGUGGGUUGGCGGAUUUGUUUAAGCUUUUCGUGGUGGUGAGAGAGAAGGGCGGGUAUGAUUUUGUGUCGAAGAAUGGGUUAUGGGGUUUGGUGGUAAAAGAAUUAGGGUUGGAUCUUAAAGUUUCAGCUUCAUUGAAAUUGGUGUAUUUUAAGUAUUUGAAUGAGGUGGAGAAAUGGUUUAGAGGGGGAUUCAGAGACAGAGUAUCUCAGAAUGCUGCGCGUGAAUCUGAUGGGACUUUAGGGUUCUUGUCAUUGGAGCUAGAGAAGAAGUUUAGAGGUUUGCUUGCAAAUGGAAUGUACCAAGGGGUGACAGAUAAUGGAGUUACCCUAUUGAAGCAUGAGAAAAAUGGUAAGUGGAUUUCUAAAGACACUAGGGAGAAUGAAUUAAAUCCUUUCAUUAAUUGUAGACAAAGUAUGUGCAAUGGUAGUUUCCAAAUGUUUAGCGAUGAUGACAAAAAAGUAUGUAAGAACAAUCAUGUGAUUCCCAAUCCAGCUACUGCUAAGAAUGAAGGUGGUUUCCGUAAGAGAAAGAGACUUUAUUUAUCAGGAAUGCUGAACUGGGUGAUCCAGAUUGCAAAAAGUCCUCAUGAUCCUUCAGUUGGUGGCAUACCAGAGCCAUCCAAGUGGAAAGAGCACCAAGGCAGUGAGUUUUGGAUCCAAGUCAUCAGGGCAAGGGAGGCUUUAGUGCAGAAAAAGCAAAGUCAUUCAAUCACAGAACAAUCUCUCUUGCAGGAUAAACAAAAGAUGCAUCCAUCCAUGUAUGAUGAAGAAUUUCUUGGGCACCAUUCUUCUGAGCGGCUAAGAAUCGGUAAUAGGAUUCCUACUCCAACAAGAAAUUGCCCAUGCUCUUGUUGCAAUCCACGCCCAGCCUCUCAGAAAGUGGCAAGUCCAAAGAGGGAUCCCCACGUCAUCUUGCCAUCUUCAAAUUGGACUGCUGACCCAUUUGAGGAUGAUUUCAUUGAAAAACAUGUUAGCGUUGGUCCCUCCUUCCAAGCUGAAGUCCCUGAAUGGACUGGCAUGGUGUCUGAUAGUGAAACAAAAUGGUUAGGCACUUGUGUCUGGCCCUUAGAGUCUGGAGAACAUGAUCCCUUAGCUGGAAUGGAUUCCAUUGGUAGAGGAAGACCACAAUCAUGUGGCUGCCUAGUCCCUGGUUCUGUUGAAUGUUUUAGAUUUCACAUUGCUGAGAAGAGGAUGAAAUUGAAACUUGAACUGGGUUCUGUUUUCUAUCAUUGGAGAUUUGAUCGGAUGGGAGAGGAAGUGUCACUCUGUUGGACAAUUGAGGAAGAAAGGAGAUUUAAGCAUAUGGUCCGAACUGCCUCCCAAUCUUUAGAUGCAUGCUUCUGGGCUGAUGCAUCCAAGUACUUCUGUGGUAAGACAAGGGAAGACUUGGUGAGCUAUUACUUCAAUGUACUUAGUAUACAGCGUCGAAGUUAUCAAAACCGGGUUACUUCUAGAAACAUUGACAGUGACAAUGAUGAAGAAGAAUUUGGAUGCAUAAGUGACAGUUUUGGACUUGAUGCCUUAAAUGUUCCUGGCACUAAUAAGUUGAUGUGUUCUCAGAACAAUCAGUGCACGGAUUUGGCAUAAGGUGGAAGAAGAUAAGGAUUUGUCACUCUGAUUAGGAACUGGAACCCUUAUGGACUCUAAAGUAGACAAGUCUUUUGUAGUUCCUCUUGUACCAUACAGCAUCACUCAUGUCACGAAACUUCUCACAGGAUAGAAUAGUCACAUUCUCUCACGCUGCAAUUUUGGCACAAAGUGUGUAUAGUACUACUUUGCUUUGUAUAUAGAAUCAGCAGAGUAGAGACAUUUUUCUGUACCUCCAAUUUCAGGUUUCAUUAUUCUCAUAAAACCAGGCUAAGGUAUUUGCCUCAACCAUGGUUUUAAAGUUCAGUUCUUGAAUGGUCUACCCCCAUGAAGUUUAGGGCUUUACCCCUGCUGGAAAAUAGAAUGAAAGUAACCUUUUUUC
This is a messenger RNA of Rubroshorea leprosula, 2708 nucleotides long. The record is from the annotation of a GenBank genome assembly. NCBI's taxonomy places the organism in Eukaryota, Viridiplantae, Streptophyta, Magnoliopsida, Malvales, Dipterocarpaceae.